AUGAUCGCGGAACUUGAAAAUUACUCAACAUUUAAAUCAAAUGCUAAAUCAGAAGAUAAUAAUAGUCUCUCCGAUAAUAUGACAAUAAUUCCUAUAUUCCGAGAACUCAAUGAUUAUAACGGUUUGAAUGAAUUGGAGUCCAAUCGGAUCAACGAACUGAUGAGCGCUUCCCAUGUCUUCAGCGCACAAUUGACACAAAAUACUCGUCAUAUAAAAAGUCUGGAGGAAUGGAUGCGACAUUCAGUGGAGUUAAACGAGAAGUCUAUAAAGGACAUGGCUAGCUUUAUUACUAAGUUAAAUGGGUUUACAAACAUUUGCCCGGAUGACCAGUUGGCACUAUUCAAGUACGGCUACAACGAGUUGACGUGUAUUUACUAUUGCAAGUACUAUAUCAGGGAAAGCGAUUGCUUUUUGGUGCCAUUACUAAAGGCAAUCAUACUUUUCAACCCAAACCGCCCUAACCUCUCGCAUAAACUGAAUGUCAAGUAA
Messenger RNA from Oppiella nova, 489 nucleotides. Lineage: Eukaryota; Metazoa; Arthropoda; Arachnida; Sarcoptiformes; Oppiidae. The record is from the annotation of a GenBank genome assembly.